GACUUUUUUUCCUGUUUCAUCUGCCGUGCUGAGCGGAGGCUUGUCGUUCGAUCUCUCUAGCGCUUUUGUGUGUGUGUACGAGCUCUACCGGCAUUUUCCCCAGGAUUCUGCCAAGAAAAGAAGGACCCGAAACUACCAAUUAACCGUCUUCGCUGAGUGAAAAGUGAAUUCACACGCUCGAAUCAUCAACAUGCCUGUUCCGGAGCUCCAGAAACCAGCGCCCGCCUUCAGCGGUACCGCCGUCAUCAACGGAGAGUUUAAGGAGAUCAGCCUGGAGCAGUUCCGCGGCAAGUACCUGGUGCUGUUCUUCUAUCCGCUUGAUUUCACCUUCGUCUGCCCGACCGAAAUCAUUGCCUACUCCGAUCGGGUCGAUGAGUUCCGCGCCAAGGGUUGUGAGGUGGUCGCCUGUUCGACCGACAGCCACUUCACGCAUCUGGCCUGGAUCAACACACCGCGCAAGCAGGGUGGAUUGGGUGAGCUCAAGAUCCCGCUGUUGGCCGACAAGUCGAUGAAGAUCGCACGUGAUUACGGGGUGCUGCAGGAGGAAUCCGGUGUCCCAUUCCGUGGACUGUUCAUCAUCGACGAUAAGGGCAAUCUGCGACAGGUGACGGUGAACGAUCUGCCGGUCGGCCGUAGCGUCGACGAGACGCUCCGACUGGUCGAGGCGUUCCGCUACACGGACGAGUUCGGUGAGGUUUGCCCAGCCAACUGGAAGCCGGGCAGCAAGACGAUGGUGGCCGAUCCGCACAAGUCCAAGGAUUACUUCAAUGCUGUGAACUAAGUUUUUGUAACCCCUCUAUUCCUUGGCGCGUGUGUCUGUGUACGUCCAUAUCUCAUGCAUUCUCCUUAUCAUUAUAUCCAAAUCGAUCCGAGGAGGGUUGAUCCCUGUCAAAGACAUACCCGGCGCACUCUACACAUCGUCCUCCUCUUUCGGCUUACUGCCUCGGUAGAACCGGGGAGAAGAAACAGAAGAGACAGAGAGGGCAUUAGAACGCUAAAAAGCAAAAAAUGAAGCUCGUUACUUGUAAGUUAUAGCACAGCGGAUGGAAACGGAAGUAAAAAGCAAAAGCCCAAGAAGCAUGACCCCCAAAAACACACAAGAGAGCUAUGGUGUGAAAAGGAAAAGCUGAGAACAAUAAAGUAUUGAUUUUUUGAAAAAAUUGAAUAAAA
This is a messenger RNA of Anopheles darlingi, 1170 nucleotides long. RefSeq names its product peroxiredoxin 1. The transcript is spliced from 2 exons. Gene Ontology annotation, biological process: cellular response to stress; cell redox homeostasis; response to oxidative stress. NCBI's taxonomy places the organism in Eukaryota, Metazoa, Arthropoda, Insecta, Diptera, Culicidae. Gene Ontology annotation, cellular component: cytosol. The record is from RefSeq and is a predicted model, not a curated record. Gene Ontology annotation, molecular function: thioredoxin peroxidase activity. Bases 191 to 781 code for a protein of 196 amino acids.